AAAGCUCCAUAAUUUUUCCAUUGCGCCAGCCAUCGUAAGAUCAGACAUGGAGCUGCUAUGUUUCGAACCUAAUGAAGUCGGCCAGCCCGGGCCAGACCAUUAUUGACAUUCUACCGCUUUAAAUGAGCCCAUUCUUCAUCUUCUUCGCCGCCACUAUUAACAAUGGUCUGUUGUUCUUGCGUCACUGUUCGGGGGAAAGAUGUGAGCAAUGUCGACGAAGAUUGUACCCAUCAUUCUUCAGAUUCGCCGGGCAAGACAGGAAUAAAAUGUUGCGGAAGUACUGGAGGAACAGGAAGGGGCAAUGUGGCGCGAAGUUUCACAUUUCGCGAGCUUGCUAAUUCUACAAAGAACUUUAGGCAAUCUAAUCUAAUAGGUGAGGGUGGUUUUGGAAAGGUUUACAAAGGUCAGCUUCAAACAACGGGGCAGAUGAUUGCGGUGAAGCAACUCAAUCCGGAAGGGUUACAAGGGAACCAAGAAUUCAUUGUAGAAAUUCUCAUGUUAAGUCUUCUUCAUCAUCCAAACUUAGUCACCUUAUUUGGAUAUUGCACUGAUGGAGAUCAAAAACUACUGGUUUAUGAGUACAUGGCAAUGGGUAGCUUGGAAGACCAUCUUGAAAACGAAAGAGAGCCACUGAAUUGGAGCACAAGAAUAAAGAUUGCUGUUGGUGCAGCUCGAGGAUUGGAGUAUCUCCACUGCAAGACAAAUAGGCCGCCUAUUAUUUAUCGUGACCUUAAAUCUGCAAACAUAUUGUUGGAUGAGGAUUUCAAUGCUAAACUGUCUGAUUUCGGACUUGCUAAAUUGGGUCCUGUUGGAGAUAAAACUCAUGUUUCAACCAGAGUGAUGGGAACUUAUGGAUACUGCGCUCCAGAAUACGCGAUGAGUGGGAAAUUGACUCUUAAAUCUGAUAUAUAUAGCUUUGGUGUUGUUCUCUUGGAGCUCAUCACUGGAAGGAAGGCUAUUGACAACAAUACUAGAAGAAGCCAUGGAGAGCAAAACCUUGUGGCUUGGUCUCGUCCUUUCUUGAAGGAUAGAAAGAAGUUUGUUGAAAUUGCCGAUCCUCUGUUGCAAGGUGAAUUCCCUGUUCGUAGUUUGCACCAUAUGAUUGCUAUAGCAGCCAUGUGUCUUCAGGAGGAACCAAAAUUCCGUCCUCUAAUUAGUGAUAUUGUCGUAGCGAUCGAGUAUGUGGCUACUCAAACAAACAAACCAGGUAUGGAAAUGGAAUCAUCAUCUUCAAAUUUGAAAUAGUUGAUGCUGUUGGUAAUUAGGACUAAGGAGGAGGAGGGUGUGUAUUAGGUUAAUGUUUCAUGGAAAUGAGUUACUCUAUUCUAUUCUAUGUCUGCCCAGAGAUAUUAUUGUCUUUAACCUUCAUCUGUAUCUGAAGAUUUUUCAUCUUUCUUUUCCUCACUUUCAUGUUUUGAACACAAUGAGAAAUGAGUUUAUCAACAACUAAGUAUUUUCUAUUUUUUAAGAUGUUUAGUCUCAUUGUCAAAUUAUGGCUCUUAU
This is a messenger RNA of Impatiens glandulifera, 1503 nucleotides long. Its product is annotated as probable serine/threonine-protein kinase PBL21. The coding region runs from base 163 to 1245 and encodes 360 amino acids. The record is from RefSeq and is a predicted model, not a curated record. Gene Ontology annotation, molecular function: ATP binding; protein kinase activity. Gene Ontology annotation, biological process: protein phosphorylation. The transcript is spliced from 5 exons. NCBI's taxonomy places the organism in Eukaryota, Viridiplantae, Streptophyta, Magnoliopsida, Ericales, Balsaminaceae.